AUGGGGCUCCCUGUUACUAUUAAAGUGAAUUUCAGGGGGAAUGUAAAGAGAUUUGUGGCUCCAGAUUUGGACAAGUCAGAAUGGGAGUCGGUGGAAGCCUGGGUAAGUAGCGCUGGCGCAGUUUAGUUAGCCUGGAUUCUUCUAGGCUCGAGCAUAGCAGGCCUAACCAUGGCCUAGCUAGCACAACAUUGGACCACUUGAAUGACAUUUGUCUGCAAAUUAUCUUUCUAACAACAAAUCAAGUUAUUAUUAUAUGUGAUGUUAUCCUGUUAAGCUGAUCCUCAAUCAUCAAGCUUUUUUAAUUGAAUCUGCAGAUAAAAGCAUCAUUUGGAAUAAGCCAUUUUCAAGUGAAAUAUUUUGAUGAGGACAAUGAGGAGGUGAGAUAAGUAUUUUGUACUACUGUGUAUUAUUUCAACGAAUGCAGUGCCAACAUUUCUGAUGUACAACAACAGUAGUAAUAAUAACACACAAGCGAUACAUUAGCUUAUAUUUGUCCUCUUACACACAAGUGUAACUCCCCAGAGAGUGGGGUCACGGCCAGGGUCGCAAUGCAUUGUACAGCGCCCGUGUCUGCUCCGGUAUUAAAAACAGACUACCUGCCUCCCCAACCAGACAACCUGCCUCCCCAAUAUUAACAAUAGUUUAUUAUUUAGUAUACAACUGAAGACAUUAUGUAACACUAAUUGUUUCUGUAUCUCCUUUUUCUUUGUUCCAGGUUUCCAUCAAUAGCCAAGGUAUGCAAAUAAAGUGUUAACUUAAUAGGCUUUCUUUAUUGUGACUGUUAUUAAAGCUUUACAGUUCAUAAUCUUCACCAACACAAACGUAUUCUCUGAUCUGUUUUGCUUGUCUAUGUUUCAGAGGAAUAUGAGGAGGGUGUGAAGGUAUUCAAACUUACAUGUUCUUUCAUGGAUUUCAAUGGCUAAGAAAAUACAUUCUAUGAACCUGCUGUAUGUAAUUACUGAAAGUGCCAGUGGCAUGUGGUGUAUGUAUUUCCUCCAGAGUGCAGAGAAGCAGGGGAACCAGUUGCACAUGAACGUUUACAAGGCGAAGCAGGGUCAGGCUGGCACUGGGCCGGUCAAAACCCAAGAAGUGAAGGAGCUGAAGGGGGACCUCCGGCCAGCCCCUCCGUACCCCUCCAGGGUCAAGACUGUGGACAAAGGCACACAGGUCACCCCCGAGAGAGAUGCUGUAAGAGCACCACACACAGCUUUCAAUGUUGAUGCAAUGUUGAUGCAAUGUUGUCUGAAUGUAAGAAAAGUGUUAUACGUGUCAGGAUGGUGUAUUCGUUCUCUAUAAUUGUUCUCUUCAUGAAAUGUGACAAUGUAAUAAUAAAACUAGAGCUAAGAUUUGAUGAACACACAAUUUGGUUUCAUAGUAUGAAUUUGAUUAAUCCUAAUGAGUUUAAUGUCAAUCAUUUGAUUUUAUAGGUGGUUGUGAAGGACAACAAAGUGACUAAGCCAGAGGAUAAGCUUCCCCCAGCUUGGUUCAGAUCUUACAUGGAAAAAGUAAGUCCAUAUUGAAAUGAUAUUCUUUACUAUUUCUUUAUAUUUCAGAAAUAUGAAGAAAAAAGUCCCUAAAAAUCUACUUUUUUACUUAAGAACCCUUUUCACUGGAUCCCUCUCUCCUGUCAGUUCAAGGAUGAGGUGGUGAAGGAGGUAGUGGAGAGGAUGUGUAAUGACUUCUCUGGCCAGUGCUGCACCCACAAGGCCCCUGACCCUGAUGGGCCCCUCGAGGCCCUUGGAGCAGUGGGCAGAGUCAAUAUCAAAGGCACAAAGGUGAACUCCUCCUCCACCGGCCCCCCUGCCUACUCCUCAUUGGGCUACACUCCAGACUGCAGCAAAUGCAAGAGACCAGCCACUGAUGGAGCUUAUAAGUGCAGGUAAACACAGCACAACAAUAACAGAUCAAUAUUAUUAUGUUACUAAUGAGUAACUCAGAAGUUGAAAUAAUAUAAAAUGUUUAUUUUACUUAUUCCUCAUGAAAUAUGUCACUAUCAAUUAGUAAUAUGGUCCUCUGUAGCUCAGCUGGUAGAGCAUGGCGCUUGUAACGCCAAGGUAGUGGGUUCGAUCCCCGGGACCACCCAUACACAAAAAUGUAUGCACGCAUGACUGUAUGUCGCUUUGGAUAAAAGCGUCUGCUAAAUGGCAUAUUAUUAUUAUUUAUAAUAUAAGUAACCUUGCCCUUACCUUCUAUUUGGUGUCCUGUUUUUCUCCAGUGUGUGUCCGUCCUGCAUCUUAUGUGAGCUGUGUCGACACAGCCACGACCCCAGCCACAACCUGGUGAGAACCAAGACGCCCCUCUCCAUCCCUGAGCAUGGGAUGUCAGGAGAAUUAAGGUUAGUCUGCUGGAUGUAGAAUCCUGCCUUUACUGUGAUGUUGUCUAUGCGUUACUUUACCUAUUUUACUUUCUUGUGUUGUCAGGAGAUGCUCAGCUUUCACACCUCUCUCUCUAUAUUUUGUUUGUACCCAGGUUUCCAAGGCGAGGAGACAGGACCGUGCGCAAGGCUGAGCGUCAGCGCCUCAAAGCCGAGAGGAGGCAGCUCAAAGCCGAGGUGAAGGAGAUUAAGAAGAAGCUGAGGCUGGAGAAGAGGGGCCUCCAAUGGAGCAGCCUAGCCUCUACGUCAGCCAGAUCCAACAUGGCCACCACACAGGCUCCAGCCCUGGCCCCUGCUGCAACCCAGGCCCCAGAACCAGGCCCUUCCCCAGACCCCCAGGCCUCCAGUCCAGAGUAAGCGCCACCCCGGGAGGGCGUCAGAGUGCUGGGUGUUUCUAGGCCCAGCAUGGAGCAAAAAUCAAAUAUUUUCUCAAGAAAUAGCCCAUCUUUGUAAUAGUUGUAAUAGAGUUUAUCGCUGGUGGAUGAUGGAACUACCUCACGUGUGAAUCUGAUGCUGCUGCUUCAUAUAUUUCUAAACAAAAAAUUACUUUGAGCUGCAAAAAGGAUCUUGCUUUUUUGAUGAUUCAUAAAAAAGAGGGAUGGGUCUGAAGCCAGGGCUAUUUUCAACAAUGCUCUGUACACUUGAAACACUAGGGGUCCCGAGGUCUCCUACACCACCUUGGUGCCCACUAUGGCUGCCUUGUUUCUGGAUGAAAAUCUGCCCGACGGGACCCGCCGAGAGCCCGGCACCAAGUUCUUCAAGUAUUGGAAGAUGAAGAACUCGGGCAUCAUCAACUGGACCUCAGAGACCAAGGUACUCCCCAAGCGGACCGAUCUCAGUCCCGAACCCAAAUACUAGAACUAUCUCAAUCCCUAACCGGAAUACUACAACUAUCUCAUUCCAUAACUGGAAUACUACAACUAUCUCAUUCCCUAACCCGAAUACUAGAACUAACCCCACCUAAUUGUAACUAUUGAUUACAUGUGAUUAGUACUUACCCUGUCUGAUUAACCAGACCAGUGCUACAGCCUUUUGUGAAUUCAGUGUAAGUUCUCUGUUUAAGUGUUGGUGUUUUGGUCCAUGGGUUUGUGUCAAUGUAUGUGCGUCUUCUUUGCAUGCCUGUGUCUUUGUGUGUGUGUGUGUGUGUGUGUGUGUGUGUGUGUGUCCUUAGCUGAAGUGCAUGUGGGGUAACCUUGCACUGGCAUCGGAGGAGAAGCACGAGGUGGCCGUGCCCCUGCUGCAGCCGGGCCAGGUGGGCGUGGUCAGUGUGGCCUUCAUUGCCCCGGUGAUGGAGGGCACCUACACCUCCCACUGGCGCCUGUCGCAUUGCGGAGAGCAGUUUGGCCCUCGCGUGUGGUGCAGCAUUGUGGUGGCCCACAGCACCAGCCCACACGCCCACUGUCCUCAGAACAAACGCCUGGCAAGUCAACCACCUCUGUGUCCCAUUCACAUUUGUUUACCCAGUACAUACACUAGUGCAGGGACGGAUUUACUAAGCAAAUUUGAAGCAGGUACAAAGCAAUAAUAUUUACUUAGCUAAUGCAGACACUUUUAUAUAGGGCUGGACUAACGAAGCAUUUACAUCAGGUAAAAUGUUCAGGAAUAAAACUUCAAAAUCCACCACUAUUAGUAUCAUUAUAUCAUCCCAAGCAUUGCUCAUGUUCGUACAUUCUCCUGCACUGUGCUUCAGAAGGAGGAGCCCAGGCCUGUGGUUGUGGAGGGGAUGUCGAGUAGCAGCUCCAGCGACAGUGGUCUGGCCAUGUCUGUAGACUACUGCCACAGAGACUACUACUUCUCCUCUGUAGACCUGCUCACUGCACAGGUGAAGAAAGGCUUAGGUGAAGGCAGUGUAUGUUGGCUUUGCCAUAAAGGUAGACUUGGUAGUAUGACAUCAUCAUACACCAUGGGGCAACUUCAUGCUUUAUUCAAUGACUCAACAAUAUUUGUGCUUUGGUUUUUUGUAUGUUUUUUUUAAUAGGAUCUGUUGUCCUUUGAAUUGCUGGAUAUUAACAUUGUGCAAGAGUUGGAGAAAGUUCCAAACAACACUCCAGUCGGUAAGAAAUAAUGAUACCACCACAAUGCAUGUCAAGAUUAUUUGGUGGGCAUUUUUCUGAUAUUCAGAGAGUUUCAAGACAUAAUGCUUGUGUCAAACUGAGAUGAGUUUAUUUUUGUUUCAUUGGUAGAUCUUCCAGGUAUAUCCCCUCUGCCCCACAAUGGCCCGCUACUGGAGAACCCAGGCCCUGACCUGGUCAAAGACAACACUGAGGUCAACAACCUGCUAGGUAAGACAGAGGGCAGAGGUGAAUGUCGUGGUCUUUCACCAUACUGCUUUAUACAGUAAAUAAGUUAAAACAAUAUAUAUCAAAUUGUGAGAUGUUUUGUUGUGUUAACUAAGGGAUAUGUCAGCUUGAGUAAAAUAAGUUGAGAGAAAAAAGCUUUGAUCACAGUGAUGACCCUGUAUCAGACACAGCCCUAAUCUUUGUAUUGUGUGUUGGGGUCAGGAGUGAAGGGGGAGAACUCGGACCCCCCUGGCCACGAGGAGGGGGACAUCAGCGGGACCCAGUUUGUGUGUGAGACUGUGAUCCGCUCCCUCACCCUCGAGGAGGCUCCUGACCACAAGCCCCCCCGCAGACAUCAGCCCAGCUACUGCAAGCCCAAAGGUGAGGCGGCCAUCUUGUUUAGUUGAAUUUCCCAACAAAAUGGGAAAACAUGCAAACAUCACUAAGUGACAAUGAUAUGAGACUCAGUUGAACAAUAAAUGAUGGUUGUUCUGUGCACUCACUAUCUGUGGUAUUUGUUAUCUGACCGUCAUAACGCCAGGGUUGUGGGUUCGAUUCCCACGGUGAACCAGUAUGAAAAUGUAUGCACUCACUACUGUAAGUCGCUCUGGAUAAGAGUGUCUGCUAAAUAACUAAAUAGUCUAAAUUGAAGUUAAAAACUAAAGUUGUUUUUGAAGCUGUAGCCCCGGGACCCGUCUUUGACUAUGAGAGGAAAGUACUUGACGCAGCAGUAAGAGGGGCAGGACCAGAUGUGCUGAUGAUGGGGGUUAUGAGAGGUCAAGGUUCACCUCCAGGCCUUCCCCAGAUCACACUGUCAGAGGAGGAGACUGUCACAGGUAAGGAACAACUCUUACUGCAGCCUGUCUGCUUCUGUUUACAGACUCGCUAGUAACUUCAAGUCAAAACGCACCAAGUAAUGUUCUCACCUUUUACACAUUGGCAAUUGUAAAUUAGCACAAGCCAUGAUUACGAGACAUAAUCAGAAAGUGGUUGGUUGGUUAAUGGAUAUUUGUUCUCAAUGCAUUGUCCUCAGAGGUGCUUCUGGCUCCAGAGGUUGAAAAUGUGUACAUGGAGCUGUAUGCAAUGAAGGAGGAGGACAAGGAUGACUACAAAGCCAGAAAGGAUGUGAAGGACGAGAAAGCGGAGGAUAAAGAAGAUGAAAAGGAUGAGAACUACGUUGAGAUUGAAGAGGAGGAAGAAGAAGAGACCGCAGACUGGGACGAGGUGAGCAGCCAGAUCUCCACCUUGUCCUCGUCCUCCUGCGAGGACUACAUCAUCGUCCUGCCCGACUGCUUCGACACCAAUCGGCCACUGGGCGAGUCCAUAUGCAGCUCCGCCCUCUCGGAGCCUGUCACUACUGCAGCCGCGGAGCAGGAGGAGGAGCCAGACUCUGAGCCUGAGGAGCUGGACAGAGCCACCCCAGAGGGGGAGAGGCAAGAGGAGGCCGAGGCUGCAGCCACAGUCACGGAGGCCACCAUCCACAGCAGUGUCAACCAGAUGCUGUGUGCCUCCCAGACGCUGGAUGCCGUGCCCCUUACCCCUGAGGUGGUGCCACCGCCCGUCCCUCUCCUGCCCCCACAGGGCAUGUACACACACAGGUGAGAGGGCUCUCUGAUGCAGUAGUAGACUAUCAGCUUAGAUAUUACAGGAGACAAUGAUAUCACGACAGAUGAUAUGUUACUGUUCAAUCACACGUUUGCAGUGUGAUUUAUUGAAGUGAAGUGUGCAAAUUGUUCAGUAUCUGCUGUAGGAGGACUAUCGGAAUCAUACUAUACUCUUGUCCACUGUCCCUUCUCUCUCCGAUCAGUAUAUCAUUAUGUUUGGUGUGUUUUCCAGGUCUGAAGUAGUCCAUGUUGCAGAGCCAACAAGUCAACAAGCGUCUGGACCAGUAGAACCAUGCCAACCAGCGGUCCAUUUCAAUGGUGAGUGUUAGACACACACACAGGGCAGGUUGGAAAAGUGUCUACAAAAAACAGCCUUUUCACUGCAUGAAGCAGACACAACAUGUUUUGGAAGCUCUGAUCACACAGUAAAAUAAUAUGCUAUUAACUAAUGUGACUAGCAAGUCUUGUGUUUGUGCACUCAUGUUUUUGAGGAUGUGUUCACAUCACUGUCUGCGGCUACUGGCCAGAAAGGAAACGUGUCUUUGGAGAGAGGGGAACAGCAAAAUGUAUUGACUGUUCUAAUGGCUCUCUCUCUCUCAUCCAGUAUGUGUUCUCUCUUUUUCCCCCAUCUAUAUUUCAGUAUCUAGUCCAACCAGACCAGCAGACUCAGCCAGUGCCUUGGAGAUGUACAACUCCAGACCCUGCAGCUCCAUGCACCCAAGGUGAAACACCUACACAAUAUUAAAGACCCACUCCAGCCUCCCUAGUACCUCAUUUGUAACUGUAAAUGAUAAAACCGCUAUAAGUAGAAGAUAUUUAAAGACCUUUAUGAUGUGAUAUCAUUGGUGAUAUAACAAUGUGACAUAACAUCUCUUCUUGACACACGUUUUGUGGCAUUUUGGGUCUUGUGAAAGCAUUGCUAGCUCUAAACCACUGGCUCUGGAACAGAUUGUUCCCCAUAGUGGCUGACCACAUCUUUCCUGUUCUAUAGGGACCAAGGCGGUAUCACAGAGGGACUAGUCAAGGGGGUUCUGUCAGUGGCAGCGUCUGCCUACAAGGCUCUCUUCCCUGGACAUAGCUGCUCCACACAGGUAGGUCCCACAUACAGCACAAUACGCCACCUCGUCACACACUGCCAUCAGAUAAACUAGACUAUGAUAAAUGGUUAUAAUAUCAUAAAGAUUAUAGUGAUUAUUACAUACAAUUGUGAUAAAAGUUGCUAAUCUAUUUGAAAGCGCUUUUGGCUCAAAAGACCAAAGUGAUGCAUGUCUUCUUUUACAGUAUUGUAUGUACAGUAUUAUUGUAUAAACCCUGUGCACUUUAACAUGACAAACCAGAACUAACCUUUGACCUGGCUCCCCCACCCCCUUCACCACUGCAGCGUGGUGUGGACCCGGCCAGCCAGGACACCUCCAUGAUGGCCGUGCUGCUGGAGAUGGGCUUCAGGGAUCAGCGGCUCAACCAGUGGCUGCUGAGGAAGCACAAGCACAACCUGCUGCACACUGUCAACGAGCUGGUUGCCAUGGCCGACAACGAAUGGCGUGCCAACACGCACUACUAA
Coregonus sp. 'balchen' is the source of this 7818-nucleotide messenger RNA. The record is from the annotation of a GenBank genome assembly. NCBI's taxonomy places the organism in Eukaryota, Metazoa, Chordata, Actinopteri, Salmoniformes, Salmonidae.